GAUUUUGUGGACAAGACCCAUGUCAAUAAUUUCAAAAAAUUACACGCCUGUGUAGCACCCAGCUUCCGACAUCAUGGCGGACAAGCAAGUCAAAGUGGCUUUGUGGGGUGUACCUCGAACGAUGUCGACGGUGUUUGCGAAAUGCAUGAGCGCCAUUGACGAGAUGGAAGUCUAUCUGGAACUGUAUUCGUAUUCUAAAACAGCGAGUGGCACUUUGAAAUCGGCGACCGGGCGCGAGCUGCCGAGGAAUCUUGACGGGAACGAGGAGGUAUACGCAGAAGCGAUAACGGUUUUUACAAAUGCUUUCAAUGGCAUUUUGAUGCCAAAGAGAAUAUCAUGCUGUGAAAUCAAACGAGAAUUGGAGACUACCAAGAGUAGGUACGUCUUUAUAAAGGAGAUGGCAUAUCUUACAGAAUACAUUCUUGAGUAUCUACCGAAUGGCUUCAAACAUGUCUUCCUCAUCAGAGAUCCAACGAAGGUCUACAAGUCAUACAGGAAAGGCGUCUUGGGAUUGAUGCAUUUCGACGAUUGCGACAUCGUACGAGAUGAUCCGAUAGAACUACGACCAAUGUUGUGGUAUGAGCAACAACACCGGCUUUGGAAAUAUGUCCAACAAAAUGAUCUCGACCCUAACCCCAUCAUCAUCGACGCUACCGAUCUGGCCACCAAUCCACAGGGGAUCUUGAAAGGUUUCUGCGAUGCUGUUGGGUUUCCAUACAGCGAUAGCCUUCUGCAGUGGUCCCCGAGUCAUGAGUUCCCGAAGAACUUUGUGACGGCGGGUGAAAACCUCUUCGAGUCCAUGUCCGUGUUUUACUCGGCAGCGUUCAGCAGUACACACUUCGUGGCGCCUACCGUACAGGGACCCUUAUCACGUGAUGAGCUGACAGAUGACGUCAUCAAAUGUGUCGAGUAUUCUAUGCCAUUUUACCAUGAAAUGUAUAAAGCAAGAAUACAAGUCUCUUAAAAGUGUCCUGAUGGUACAUUUUCUUUAAUUAAGGAAAUCUCGCGUGUGUGAGCAAAAACCUUUGACCCUUUUCGUCUAAAGAUUAAGAGCUCGUGGCAAAAUACAUCAAGAUUUAAAAACUGGACUAAUAAAAUAGGCAUACAAUUUGAACAAUUCCUGUUAUCUUUAUUAAAUUUGAAAUCUGUCAUCCAAUGCAUAAUGUGUUUUGAUAAUUUUCGCUCAUUUGCUCUUGAUCUUAUUGGUAUAUCAGUUCCUAUACUCAUUCACUUAUAAAAAAAACGUAACGUAAGAUUACAUGGAAAACUAC
Lytechinus variegatus (green sea urchin) is the source of this 1271-nucleotide messenger RNA. RefSeq lists its product as uncharacterized. Lineage: Eukaryota; Metazoa; Echinodermata; Echinoidea; Temnopleuroida; Toxopneustidae. The transcript has 2 exons. The record is from RefSeq and is a predicted model, not a curated record. The coding region runs from base 74 to 964 and encodes 296 amino acids.